Helianthus annuus (common sunflower) is the source of this 3212-nucleotide messenger RNA. Its product is annotated as probable glutamyl endopeptidase, chloroplastic. Gene Ontology annotation, molecular function: serine-type endopeptidase activity. Gene Ontology annotation, biological process: proteolysis. Lineage: Eukaryota; Viridiplantae; Streptophyta; Magnoliopsida; Asterales; Asteraceae. The record is from RefSeq and is a predicted model, not a curated record. The coding region runs from base 31 to 2880 and encodes 949 amino acids. The transcript is spliced from 15 exons.
CAUUACUUAUCAAACCAAUAUUCGAUCGUCAUGCGAUUACACAAAGUCUAUCACCGUUUCUCUCUCUUCUCUCUCACUUCGCCCCCUUUUCUUCUUCCUCCUCCUUCUUCAACCCUUUUCUCACAUUAUUCUCCCCCCUUUCUCCUCUCCAAACGCUGUCGUUUUUCAUCACGUUAUCCUACACCCUCUCUUCAACCUAUGUCUACCUCAAGAUUACACAAUCUUCUUCCUGUUGGUUCGAUCGCCACCGAAGACGCAGCCGCUCCUAACGCCUCUCUACCUACAUCUGAAGAUGACGACUUAAACAGUGGAUAUCGUCUUCCUCCACAAGAAAUUAAAGAUAUUGUUGAUGCACCACCACUUCCAGCUUUAUCAUUUUCUCCAAAAAGGGAUAAAAUUCUGUUCCUAAAACGAAGAUCUUUACCUCCAUUGUCCGAAUUGGCAAAACCAGAGGACAAGCUUGCAGGCAUUCGUAUUGAUGGCAACUCUAAUACCCGUAGUAGGAUGUCAUUUUAUACUGGUAUUGGGAUCCAUGAUUUGAAGGAUGAUGGUACGUUAGGCCCAGAAAAAUCGAUACAUGGCUUUCCAGAAGGAUCUAAGAUCAAUUUUGUUACCUGGUCAAAGGAUGGCAAGCAUUUAGCCUUAAGCAUUCGGCAAGACCAGGAGGAUGGUGUUGGAAGUAAGCUUAGAGUAUGGGUUGCAGAUGUGGAAACAGGAAACGCUAGGCCCUUGUUUCAGUCACCAGAUGUGUUUGUCAAUGCAGUUUUUGAUAACUACGUAUGGGUGAACGAUUCAACUCUUUUAGUUUGUACAAUCCCAGCAUCUAGAGGAAGCCCACCAAAGAAACCAUUAGUCCCCUCAGGUCCUAAAAUUCAAUCAAACGAACAGAAAACCGUUGUUCAAACGCGUACCUACCAAGAUUUACUCAAAGACGAAUACGAUGAAGAUUUGUUCGAAUAUUAUGCCACAUCACAGCUUGUUUUGGUGUCCUUAGAUGGGAACGUGAAAUUAUUCGGGGAGCCAUCUAUAUAUACGUCACUAGACCCGUCUCCUGAUCACAGAUAUAUCUUACUUAGUUCGUAUCACAGACCGUUUUCGUUUAACGUGCCAUGUAGCAGAUUUCCUAAAAAAGUUGAUUUGUGGUCGGCUGAUGGAAAGUUUGUUAGGACGCUUUGUGAUUUGCCUGUUGCAGAGGAUAUUCCAAUUGCAUUUAAUAGCGUUAGAAAAGGCAUGCGGUCUUUAAAUUGGAGGGCAGAUAAGCCUUCUGAUCUGUAUUGGGUGGAGACACAAGAUGGUGGUGACGCUAAAGUAGAAGUUUCUCCUCGUGACAUAUUGUACACACAAGCUGCCGAUGCCCCUGAAGGUGAACAGCCAACCAUCUUUUUUAAGCUUGAUCUUCGUUACGGAGGAAUUAGCUGGUGUGAUGAUUCACUUGCACUGAUAUAUGAAUCUUGGUACAAAACACGACGUGUACGAACCUGGUUGGUUGCCCCAGGGUCCGACACGACCCCACGCUUAUUAUUUGAUAGAUCAUCUGAAGAUGUAUACUCUGACCCUGGUUCUCCAAUGUUGAGGAGAACGCCAGCUGGAACUUAUAUUAUUGCUAAAUUUCGGAAGGAAGAUAAAGACGCAACAUAUUUGUUACUAAACGGAAGUGGUGCUACCCCAGAAGGAAACAUACCUUUCCUAGAUCUCUUUGAUAUAGAUACGGGAGAUAAAGAAAGAAUAUGGCAAAGCAACAAGGAGAAAUAUUACGAGAGUGUUGUGGCUUUAAUGUCUGACCAAACUGAAGGUGACUUGAAGGUGAAUGAGUUAAAAGUGUUGACUUCCAAAGAGUCAAAGACUGAAAACACCCAAUAUUAUUUGCAACAAUGGCCUGAUAAAAAUCCAGCUCAAAUCACAAGCUUCCCACAUCCAUACCCUCAAUUGGCAUCAUUGCAAAAGGAAAUGAUACGCUACCAAAGACGAGACGGGGUUCAAUUGACCGCAACUUUGUACCUGCCACCUGGCUAUGACCCGUCACGAGAUGGCCCGUUACCAUGUUUGGUAUGGUCUUAUCCUGGAGAGUUUAAAAACAAAGAAGCAGCAGGCCAAGUUCGUGGGUCCCCUAAUGAGUUUGCUGGCAUCGGUCCAACAUCACCACUGCUUUGGUUGGCAAGGAAAUUUGCUAUAUUAUCUGGGCCAACAAUUCCCAUCAUUGGUGAGGGCAAGGAAGAAGCAAACGACACUUAUGUUGAGCAACUGGUUGGGAGUGCAGAAGCUGCAGUGGAGGAAGUUAUCCGCCGCGGGGUGGCUCAUCCUGACAAAAUUGCUAUUGGGGGACAUUCUUAUGGGGCGUUCAUGACUGCAAAUCUUUUGGCACACGCCCCUCAUCUUUUCUGUUGUGGAAUUGCUCGCUCUGGGGCUUAUAAUAGAACCCUUACACCUUUUGGGUUUCAGAAUGAGGAUAGAACGCUGUGGGAAGCUACUGAUACUUACAUCAAGAUGAGUCCUUUUAUGGCUGCCAGUAAGAUUAAGAAGCCCAUUUUGCUUAUUCAUGGAGAAGAAGACAAUAAUUCAGGAACAUUAACGAUGCAGUCGGACCGUUUCUUCAAUGCUUUAAAAGGGCAUGGGGCCCUCUCUCGUCUAGUCAUCCUACCAUUUGAGAGCCAUGGUUAUCAAUCACGGGAAAGCAUAAUGCAUGUCCUUUGGGAGACUGACAGGUGGCUGCAGAAAUUUUGUGUUUCAAAUUCUUCAGAAGAUACUACGUCGAAAAAUGAUGAAAGUUUAGGAACUGAAGGCUCGGAGAAUAAAGCUGUUGCCUCUGGUGGUGGUGCGGUUGCUGAGCUGGAAGAUAAUGGACUUGACAAUCUUCAUUAUUACACAAGAUCGUCACUUUGAUGUAUUUUUCGAGCAACGAUUCUUAUUUGAAGAAACUUGUUGCCAGACGUACAGGUGCGCCACCUCAGCACCUGAGAAAACAUGAUUGGCUGAUGUUGAGGUGAAGGGGAGGCUGCAUUACCAUCCCUGUAAUCUUGAAAUAAAACAAAAACCUGCAGGGCAAAAUCAGAUACAAAUUCUGUGUGAUAAUCUUGAGAUUGUCAAUAUGUGAAAUUUAUUUGGAAAAAAAUGGAAUUCAUUUUGAUGAUUGUUAUAUUGUUGGCUGCACAUUAUUAAAGCUAAUAUGCUACCUAUUGGGUAUUUUAAAUAUAUGAAUUUCGAAUUUUAUUGGA